AUGGUAGCUGUGAAGCUGGGGUGGACACACCAUGCUUCGAAAAUUAUAAUACCAGCGCUUCUAGUAGCGGGAACCUUGGCUACUCCGGAAUCUAAUCAACGCCCUGGCGAUGCGGUGGCGACAGGGAAUACAUGCCCCGCCAAAAGCGUUUGGGAAGCUGAGGCAGAGCUCUUUCAGGGUCCUGUAUGCUUAGAGACUCGCUGGGGACGGGGCCGAGAGUUAUUGCAAUCCGACUCAGCAGCGUCCGGUAUCGUAGGAAAUGAUACUACCGCUCCUGAUUCUGCUACAACACCCGAGGAGUCUACAGCGGCUGCAGUGGCACCGAAUACAGAGCAGGAGCAUGAUGCAGACUCCUUGCUUGAUAGCGCGAGCUUCCUUUCGUUCGAAGAUUGGAAGAAACAAAAUCUGGCUAAGGUUGGUCAGUCGGCUGAUAAUGUGGGAGGGAACCGACGAUCCGUUGGAGCUGGGAAGGACACUCAACGCCAGCCGGGAAUCAAUAAUGUGCUGGACUCAUUGGGAGACGACGGAGAAAUUGAAUUAGACUUUGGUGGGUUCGGUGAGACGCCGGAGGCGAGUCCAACAGCCUGGGGGACACCAAUUCCAUCGCAACAUGCGGAUAAUUCAGAGCGAGGAUGCCCAGGACAGGGCACAACACAAACGGACAUAUCGCGCCGAAAGGAUGCGGGCGUAACGUGCAAAGAGCGAUUCAAUUAUGCGUCCUUUGAUUGUGCGGCUACGGUGCUCAAGACGAAUUCCGAGUCGAAGGGCUCGUCGGCCGUCCUUGUCGAGAAUAAGGAUAGUUACAUGUUGAAUGAAUGCCGCGCCCAGAAUAAAUUCCUGAUUCUUGAGUUGUGCGAUGAUAUUUUGGUGGAUACGGUGGUGUUGGCGAACUACGAGUUCUUCAGUUCGAUCUUCCACACUUUCCGGGUCAGUGUUUCGGAUCGAUAUCCUGCGAAACCAGAUCAGUGGAAAGAGCUAGGAGUUUACGAGGCACGAAAUACUCGCGAAGUGCAGGCAUUUGCGGUACAAAAUUCGUUGAUCUGGGCUAGAUACCUUCGCAUCGAGUUCUUGACUCAUUAUGGUCAUGAGUUCUUCUGUCCCGUCAGUUUGAUCCGCAUUCAUGGCACAACGAUGAUGGAAGAGUAUAAGCAUGAUGAAAGUCACGGCCAUGCCGAAGCUGAAGCUGAGGCCGAGGCCGAGCAGCCGAUCCAGGAAAGCCAGCAUGUUGAUGCACCGGAAGCUGAACAAGUUCAGCCUCAAGUGGAAGAGCAGCCUCGUGAGCCGAAUAAGGCGGAGAGAUGCCCUAACCCUUUUACGGAGAUCGAGGCAGUCCUGCUGGGCCUUUCUGUUGAAAGAUGCGGUCCCGAUGAGAAGCCGCCUGUGCAACCAGCCCAAGAAGGCACAACUUCCACGGGACGGACGGCCACUCCGUCUAAUAUGAACACUACCGCCAUUCCAGGGGACAAUGCACCUGCGACAAAUUCAGGCUCUGUCCCGCCCAAGGCUGCCGAGGAUGCCAGGAAGGCGAGCGACUCUCCUAAAGUGGUAACAUCGACACCCGAUGCUCCAGUCGCAGCCGCAGAGCCGGCGCAGCAGGAUGCUACCGUCGAAAGCACAGGAAAAUCAACUCCGAACUCCAAGGAGGACCAGCAAAACCCGCCUGCUGAAUCCACCAGACCUUCCUCAACACAACCGCCCUCUUCAAACCCGACCACGCAAGAAUCCUUUUUCAAGUCUGUCCACAAGCGACUGCAAAUGCUUGAGUCUAACUCUACCUUGUCACUACUCUAUAUCGAGGAACAAUCUCGGAUUCUUCGUGAUGCUUUCAAUAAGGUCGAAAAACGUCAACUAUCAAAGACCUCCAAUUUCCUCGAGAACUUGAAUGUCACUGUCCUGAGCGAGCUGAAGGAAUUUCGUGAACAAUACGACCACGUUUGGAAGUCGGUCGCUUUUGAAUUCGAACACCAGCGCCUUCGUUACCACCAAGAAGUCCAUUCGCUCAGUGCCCAAAUGGGUGUUCUAGCCGACGAGCUUGUCUUUCAGAAACGAGUCACCGUGAUUCAGAGCAUAAUGGUUUUGUGCUGUUUCGCCCUGGUUCUGUUUUCACGCGGCUCGGUGAGUAAUUACAUGGAGUUCCCGCGUGUUCAGCGGAUGGUCGCCCGUUCGUAUAGUUUGCGGUCCUCCUCCCCCAUCUAUGCAUCCCCAUCCGCCAGCCCUGGAUCUACGCGGCCGACUUCCUCGUACCGAGAGAAUGGUGGCCACCAGCGGAACAUUUCAGAUACAUCAUCCUCCCAGGAUAGCCCCGCUAGCCCGAAUGUUGCCUAUAUACCGCCGACACCGACCUCUGACGUGGAUCGGGAGUUGGGGGACGACAAGGCUGAUUGCGAUCAACCCCAAUCUCCCGACUCGAUGACAUUACCUACACUCGGAAGCCCACAUUACCGGUCGCAUAGUACGCCACCUGUAUUGAACGGUCAUACGACGGAUCUUGACCUGAAUGGGGCAGAAGAUGACGGGAUAUUAUCGUCCGAGGUCCAGGCCUCGACACCCUCAGACGAAGACCCGCCACGAACGUCAUAA
Molecule: messenger RNA, 2580 nt
Organism: Penicillium cosmopolitanum
Lineage: Eukaryota; Fungi; Ascomycota; Eurotiomycetes; Eurotiales; Aspergillaceae
Product: Sad1/UNC domain protein
Exons: 2
Coding region: 1-2580 (859 amino acids)
Biological process (GO): protein folding in endoplasmic reticulum
Cellular component (GO): cytoplasm; membrane
Source: RefSeq, a predicted model, not a curated record